Molecule: messenger RNA, 1191 nt
Organism: Anastrepha obliqua
Lineage: Eukaryota; Metazoa; Arthropoda; Insecta; Diptera; Tephritidae
Gene: GstD11
Product: glutathione S-transferase D7
Exons: 5
Coding region: 86-1081 (331 amino acids)
Biological process (GO): glutathione metabolic process
Molecular function (GO): glutathione transferase activity
Source: RefSeq, a predicted model, not a curated record
CACAUUGUCGCCAAGCAACGCUUGUCCAAAGCGAAACGGAGACAGCCUAACAAAUUGUUAUGACCGACCUGCCACACGUCCUACCAUGGAACCAUCUCCAACAGUUGUUAUUACGAUUGAGAAAAAAUACAGAAGGCGGCAAUUAUGUCAUUUUGUGUCCAAGAAACUUUUAACGCGCAAGGUUUCACAAAGUUAUUUACUAACUGCGUCACACAAAACCCAAUUCAAAUUAAAAUGUAAAGUGGGCAGAGCCAAAGAAGCGUUAACAGUUAUCAAUCACAAAAGCCAAUCACAUACGACAAAGACGCCUGGAUACACCGACGCCAUUGAACAAUUCACGCUGGGUAAUUGCAUCGAUACAGUUGCUGUUGUGCCGCACAAGAUUGUGCAUCAACUCAAAGGUGGCUCAAAAAUGGUUCCAACUCUAUACUACCUACCGCCUAGUCCCCCGUGUCGCAGUAUAUUGUUGUUAGGUAAAAUAUUAGGCAUCGAUUUCGACUUAAAGACAGUGAAUGUAUUGGAGGGCGAGCAAUUGAGUCCAGAUUUUACGAGGAUAAAUCCCCAACAUUGUAUACCAACGCUUAAUGACGAAGGCCUUGUGCUGUGGGAAAGUCGUGCUAUUUUACAAUAUCUGGCCGCUGCUUAUGGCAAAGACGAUUCUCUGUACCCGAAAGAUGUGCGUACACGCGCAAUGGUCGAUCAACGCCUUCAAUUUGAUUUGAGCACCCUGUAUGCGCGCACGUUUGAUUAUUUUUUUCCCACUAUUUUCCAUGGUUCACCAUUGAACGCGAGCAAGAAAGCAAAAUUAUGUGAGGCAUUCAAUUGGUUCAAUGAAAUGUUGAGGGAUCACGAAUUUUCAGCAACGGAUAACUUUACAAUUGCCGAUAUCACCUUGUCGGUAACGGUAUCACAAUGCGAAGCUUUUGGAUUCGAUAUAAGCGCAUACGAUCAUGUUAUGGUGUGGUUGCAACGGUGCAAGGACUACUUGCUACCUUACGAAUAUGAGGAAUUAAAUGCCACCAAAGCAGUUAUUUUGGCCGAUAUGUUUCGUGCAAAGUUAGGAAGCCAAAAAAUUGUUUAAAAGAUUAAAAUUUUUGAGAAUUUAUAUUGUUAAAUAUUUUUCUGUUAACCGUAAUGCACUGAAAUUGAAGUUUGUAGAGAAAUAAAGCACUAAUGUAGUAAAACAGCAAA